GAGAGAGACAUACGGACUCACACUGAACAAAAAAAAACAUCAGAAGAAAUCAAAAUGUCUGGAUCGACGGUAAUAAGUCAAGAAAAACAUCAGCAGACGGAAGACGACAGUCGGACGAAAACCAAACGGAAAAGAAAGAGCUCCGCAAAAGUUCAAGACGAACCUGAGAAGAAAGAAACAGAUGACAGGGACGAUUCUAUGGAUGCUGCCGAUCAAUCAUCAGUAUCUGCUGCUCAAAUAAGCGCCGAGCUCCCUAAGAAAGAGAAGAAGAAGAAAAAGAAGAAAGCGGCCGAAAUAAUCGCCAGAGAAGAAGCAGACGAAGAAUGCACUUCAACUAUCAUUCCAAACAAAUCGAAAUGUGAUGAAGAUAAUGAAGAUGAUAAUGAUGAUGAUGGCAGUGACCAAGAAGAUGGACAGGAAGAUUUGAAACUCGAGACUGAAGCCAUUUCACAUAAAGAAAGACGGAAACGAAGGAAGCUAGAGAAGAAGAAAUCGGCCCAAAAGGAUGAAGACGAAGAUGGGGAAACAAAAACAAGGGAGGCGGUGACGAGUUCACGAAAGGUGGAAUCGAUCUUCACGACGGCCACAAGAUCCAAGCACGGGGUAUGGGUGGGCAACCUACUAUUCACGACGACCGCCCAGGAGCUAGCGCGGUUCUUCGAGCCAGCAGGGAAGGUGACCCGGCUAAACAUGCCGGCAGGCAAGCGGGCGCACGAGGCGAAUAGCGGGUUUGCGUAUGUGGACUUCGACAGCGCCGAGGCCGUCGACGCGGCCCUCGAGAAGUCCGAGUGUCUGCUCGGAGGCCGCAAGCUGCUCAUCAAACGCUCCUCCGAUUACUCCGGGCGUCCCUCCGCUAUCCCCGCCUCAUCAACUACUCCCUCCUCCAAUUCAACUACCCCUUCCGCUUCCAUCCCUCCCCCCACUGUCAGUAAAUCUGUUCGCAAGAUCCUCGAUCGCCAGAAACAACCUCCCGCCCCCUGUAUUUACUUCGGCAACUUGGGCUUCGAAACAACCAGUGAAGGUAUUGUGUCGAUGUUACAUGCUCAUCACCAAGCUCAACAAGUAUGGAAGCCUAAGAAAAACACAAUCAAGAUGAAUGGGAAAGACCAGGAGGAGGAGCAAGAAGACGACGAGGAGGAGGAGGAUGAGGAGGAGGAUGAGGGAAGAGGGAGGGCCAAACCAGAUACUCGUUCGGCGCAGGUUGGGAUCCGCAAAGUCCGAAUGGGCACGUUUGAAGAUACUGGAAAAUGUAAAGGGUUUGCGUUUGUGGAUUUCGAGACGAUCGACCAAGCGACGAAUGUGCUAGUGAAUCUGAAGAACCACCGCUUGGACGGCCGGAGCCUGACGGUUGAAUAUGCAUCCGUGGAGGCCGUCAAGCGGGGCGGCGGCUCGGUGCGGUCGAUGCAUCAGCAGCAGCAGUCUAAGCGGGGAUACCUCGGUUCGGCAAGGCCGCCUGGCCGACCGGACCGGUUCCAACGCGACGAAGCCCCACAUCUGGCCAGAAGGCCGCCGCCGUCCAUCGAGCCCCGGCCCCGCACCCAUCCUAAUAAUCCCUCAUCCACCCGCUCCCAUCAGCCCACCGCUCCCUUUGCACCACCGCCAAUCAUCGCUCCUCCACCAGCCGCCGAAGAGCCCGUCAGGAAAGCCAAGAAAGAGUUCAAGGGAAGACAGAAACCCGGCGCUGCCCUGGCUAACGCUCAACGUGCCCCAACCGGGAUCGUCAAAAAUCCUGAAACCGUCGGCAAGAAAAUCGUCUUCAGUUGAUUCUCCCGACGUCCAUCCAUCUAACAGAAUAGCAUUUCGUUUUUUUUUUCUAUCUAUCUAUUUGUAAUAAUUCUACUCGUUUCUCAUAAUUGGUAAUGACAUU
Puccinia graminis f. sp. tritici CRL 75-36-700-3 is the source of this 1867-nucleotide messenger RNA. RefSeq lists its product as uncharacterized. The transcript is spliced from 4 exons. The coding region runs from base 55 to 1764 and encodes 569 amino acids. Gene Ontology annotation, molecular function: RNA binding. NCBI's taxonomy places the organism in Eukaryota, Fungi, Basidiomycota, Pucciniomycetes, Pucciniales, Pucciniaceae. The record is from RefSeq and is a predicted model, not a curated record.